This is a messenger RNA of Panicum virgatum (switchgrass), 3810 nucleotides long. RefSeq lists its product as uncharacterized. The coding region runs from base 374 to 3496 and encodes 1040 amino acids. Gene Ontology annotation, molecular function: protein serine/threonine kinase activity; ATP binding. Gene Ontology annotation, cellular component: plasma membrane. The record is from RefSeq and is a predicted model, not a curated record. Gene Ontology annotation, biological process: protein phosphorylation; cell surface receptor signaling pathway. The transcript is spliced from 8 exons. NCBI's taxonomy places the organism in Eukaryota, Viridiplantae, Streptophyta, Magnoliopsida, Poales, Poaceae.
CAGUGUCUUGAGUAGUGUUUUACUAUCUGUGGGACACCCUAAUCAUACGCCUCGCUGGCUAGCACAGUAGCACCACAUGCACCUUCCGCGGUGGUCUACCAUGGGAUAGGGGAGACUUUGUGUGCCUACCCCAGAAGAGGUCACGGCCGGUCAGUAGAGGCGGGCGGAACGCUUAAGAUUUCCGUUGUAAGCCUUCACUCGACGGGAGAUGUGAUGCUGCGUCCUCAUGUCCUCUGAGCAAGUUGUGGCACUUAAUAAGUUGUGACUUGAAUAGUAUUCUUGAAAUUCUUUACUACGUUACACUCCAAGAUAACUUUCUGUGCUGCAGGCAAGCAACCACCCUUUUGGUUCCUAUCAUUGUGCUGGUUCGCACAUGGAUUACGAAGGCAACAAUCUUAGACAUUUCCUUCAAACUAAUGGACAUGAGGUGCUUCAAAGAGUGGACAACAACUAUGGCUUGAGAUAUUUCACAGAAAAUGAGAUUCGACACAUCACCGAUGGGUAUACCACUAUUCUGGGAGAAGGGGCAUUCGGUCAGGUCUACAAAGGAAAGCUAGAUGAUCAAUCUUCUGUUGCUGUAAAGAAAUAUAAACAUGGGACCCAGAAAGAGGUAUUUGCCAAAGAGGUGAUAGUGCACUCUCAAAUAAACCACAAGAAUGUUGUUAGACUCCUGGGUUGCUGCACAGAGGAAAAUGCUCUAAUGAUUGUCAUGGAGUUCAUCUCUAAUGGGAACCUCAACAGCAUUCUUCAUAGCCGCAGAAGUGCUGAUGGUCAUGCUCCGUUUCCUUUGGAGAAACGUUUAAACAUUGCUAUUGAGGUUGCUGAAGUACUAUGGUGUAUGCACUCCAUGUAUAGUCCUGUUCUUCAUGGUGACAUCAAACCUGCUAAUAUACUAUUAGAUGAAAAUCUUACACCAAAGAUAUCAGAUUUUGGAAUAGCAAGAUUGCUUUGUGCUAAUGGGGCACAGCAUACCAGAAAUAUCAUUGGCUCCAUAGGUUACCUGGAUCCUACAUUCUGUGAGAAUGGAAUUCUAACGCCAAAGAGUGAUGUUUACAGCUUUGGAGUGGUUUUGCUGGAAAUGACCACAAGAAAGAAAGCAGUAGAUGGGACCAUUACCCUUGCCCAAUGUUUUAGUGAGGCCCUUGCAAAAGGGGAGAAUAUGCUGCCUAUGUUCGACAAGGAAAUCAGUGGCAGUAGAAAAAUUAAGUUUCUUGGAGAUAUUGGACAGUUAGCAGCAAAAUGCUUACUGAGGGAUGUCAAAAUGCGUCCUGAAAUGGUUGAAGUAGUGACCAGUCUAAGGAUGAUCAGGAAAGCUCUGCAGAGAGAGGAAGAAAAUAUGAGGCAGAAGCAGGGCAGUGUGCCAAAUAACUCAAUUCCCUCAGAGAAUGUAGGGUUGGCGGCACACCAAUUUGGCAAUCUAAAUACCUUCAAUGAAAAGGAAAUGAAAAUGAUGACCAAACACGGCAAUCUAAAUACCUUCAAUGAAAAGGAAAUGAAAAUGAUGACCAAAGACUACCGCAUGACCUUUAGGGAAGAGUUAGGUGAAUGUCUCUACAACGGAGUCCUUGGCACAAAUCGUCCAGUUAUAGUAAGACAGGUUAAGACAUGUUCAGAAUCUGACAGAGAGACGUUUCUGAACACAAUGAGCAUAUUGAGUAAAAAGAACCACAAAAACGUUGCCAAUAUUGUUGGCUUCCACUUAGGGAAAUCCAUUUCAGAGUGUCUAUUCGAGUGUUGCUGUGAGUUAUCCAUGUCAAAGUUUGGCUCUAUAUUAUUAUCCCACAUAAACCUUUAUGACACUAUCUGCUCGAUGGAAAAACUUCCUCUUCAUCUACGCUUGUCAAUAGCAGUCCAGUGUGCAGAGGGCCUGGUUCAUAUCCAUUCAUUAGUAGCUGAAAAUCCUGGUUCGUGUGGCACCAUCCUCUUCGGAAAUUUUAGGUCUGCCAACAUAUUUCUGGACAAAAAUUUUGUACCCAAGAUCUUCAAUGCAAACUUGUCAAUAUUUCUUGGACUUUCAGGUGUGCAGCAAAAUACCAUCUCUGUUUUUCCUAUUAAUGACAAUGCACCAGAAAAGUAUUAUUCAGACCCAAGGGAUGUUUCUCAGCCUUUUAACCCGAAAUAUGAUGUUUAUAGCUUUGGAGUUGUUCUUUUAGAACUCAUAACUUGGAGGACAGUAAGAUACAUAUAUGAUGGGAGGGCUCAUGUGCUUACCAAGGACUUCAUUGAUUCUUAUGGAACUGACUGUAAUGCCAUUGAAAUUUUUGGCAAGGUCUACGAUGAACAAGGCGGGUCCUUCAUUCACGAGGCCAUAGCCAUCGCAGUUGAUUGCUUACAAGUUCAUAUCCAAAAGAGGCCAGAAAUGAAUGAUGUACUUUCCCGUCUCCGAAUCAUCGCCUCUGCUCAAAGUAUUAGAAGCAAACUCACUGCUGGUGGCAACAAUAAACCAAGCCAACCCACGGGUUCUGCUCCUGUUAAUAACACAGAACAACUUCAUCCAACAAUCAUAUCAACCAUUUCUCUGGAUGAACUUAAUGAAGCAACCAGGAAUUUCAGUAAUGAUGUUCUUAUAGGACAGGGCUUAUACACCAAAAUUUUCCUGGGGGUUCUUAAUGGAAAGAGUUGUGCUGUAAAAAAGCUUGAUCCUGUUGAAGAAAUUCAAGUAGAGGUAUCCACCAUAUCAAGAAUGUGUAAUCAUGACUCGCAAAAAGAAAGAAAGAAAAAAAAAGAAUGUGUAAUCAUGACAAUGUUGCACAACUUCUUGGAUAUUUUCUGGAUGGGAAAAUUCGUGUCCUUGCUUAUGAGUAUGCACCAAGGGGCUCCCUGUAUGAUAUUCUUCACGUUCAUCAUCAUGAUAUCAGGUCAAAAGGGUGUCAGAAACCAACCAGUUCCAACUCUAUCAUGGGUGCAGCGAGUGAAAAUUGCAAUAAGCUCUGCAAAAGGGCUUGAGUUCCUCCACCUGAAGGCUGAUCCCAGCAUCAUCCACACCAACAUCAAGUCCAGCAAUAUACUUAUCUUUGAUGAUGAUUGUGCAAAAAUAGGUGAUGUUGGUGUCUUCGAACAGCUGACUCCUUACAGGGACUAUCACUACUAUGAUCGAACAAGGCCUCCACACAAUGUUUUCUUCCAUCAAGCACCUGAGUGCAUAAUGACAGGAAAGUAUAGCAGAAAGACUGAUGUCUACAGCUUUGGAGUUGUACUGUUGGAGCUUUUAACUGGUCGCAAAUUAUAUGAUAAUUCGCUGCCACAUGGCCAGUGGAUCUUAGUGACAUGGGUAUACAUGCCAGCAUCCAUAGCAAAACCAAGGCUUAGUGAAGACAUGGUAAAAGAAUGUGUAGAUCCAAGGCUUGGAGGACUAUACCCACCCAAGGCUGUUGCGAAGAUGGCUGCUGUUGCUGCACUCUGUCUGCAGCACGAGGCGGACUACCGGCCCGAAAUGAGCAUCGUUGUUAAGGCUUUGAGCCCAUUACUGAGUGGCGGUGAAGUGGUUAACCCGUAAUACAAAAAUUCGGAUCCAUUUACAGUUGAACCGAAAAACCUGAAUCGAUGACCUUACUAGUUCGGUUCAACUAACAAACUAGCUACGGAAUUGGACCGGUGCAAACCAGAUGAACUGGCUGGUUUUGUGCCGAAUGUUUUUAGUGACCACACUAUGUACUGUAGUAUUGCUAGGUUAUCUCAUCUACUAUGUCAUAUAUGUGAUUUGUUUGGAUAGAUCUUCUAUUAGGCAUGAUAACAAAAAACUUGCCGUAUAUACAAGUACAUGAGAAAUAAAUAUUAUAUUGAUAAAUGAAAGCCACUGGUUGGAUCGUU